AGUCACCUACACAAUAAUAGUAAUAAUAAUAAUAAUAAUAAUAUAAUAACACGUCCGUCUUGCGAGCCGCAGUAGUGCAGUAAGAUGUGUGUGUGGCUGUUGGCUUUGCCGAGGCGACGGCGGUGGUAUGUGUCACCCAUCUCGCAGACGUGUAAUAAAUGUUCGUUGUUUCUUCUUCCCCACCCGUCCGCCGACACCGGCAGCAGCAUCACCGCUUCCGUUAUUUAACCGCAACGUGAGUCAUUCCAGAAAUAAACAUCUUACCACUCGUACUGCAGACGCCAUACCUACACCUGCACGCACACGCACGCACUCGCUUGCGUACGACCGCUGUAUACCACCUACACACGCCGUGUCAACGCGUUCGUCGUUGUCGUCGAUCGUUCGUCCGUCGUCUUCACGCGUUUUUUCGGCGUUCGAUCCGGUCGGAAUUUGAUUUUUCGACAGGUUGUACGAGGGCACUGGGAUACCAGCUCGAUAUCACUCGACGGACCAAACUGUAGUCGCCAAAAGGUGAAACGGAAUAAGACUAGGUCGUAACCGCAGUGCACGAGAGACACCGAGCUAUGUAUAUUAUCAACCUUCCGUAUGAUGCAAGAUAAUGACGCGAAGGACUCGGCCGAUUACCAUUAUGAAGCGACCGAAACGGUGAGGAACAUUUUGAAAAGGCAGCUGCUCACGACCGAUUUGUUCCAACAGACGUUUUUGACCACUAUUCUCACUGCGUUGGAUAAUCAUACCGCCAAUAACAAUAGUGUUAUCAAUACAUGGUUAGACACGCUGCUGGAUUUUAUUGAGUUCUUACCUGUUGACUGUUUACAAAGAGAGAUUUUACCAUUUGCUAUUGAAAGAAGUGAUCUUUCCAGGCCUGAAUCAUUGCGUUUAAUUAGUUGCAGAAUUUUCGGAUCAAUUGCCCCUAAAUUAAAUGCAUAUGUUAUUAAACGUGAAAUAUGGCCAUGUAUUUUAUCACUUUGUCAAGACGAAAGUGUUCAAGUAAGAAAAACAGUUUGCCAAGAGUUAAGUAAAGUGAGUGCAUUUCUUAAAGACAAUACAGAAAGUUCAAAAGACUGUAUUUUGCUGCCAGCAAUUGUGGAUUUAGCUAAUAAUGCUGAUUAUGGUGUCAAAGUUGCCCUGCUCGAUGUCAUUGUAGACAUAAUACCAUGCUUUUCCAGAGAAAUAAUUGUCACAGUUGUGGUGCCAAUGGUUAAAAAAUUAAUUGACACAGAUUUUAAUAAAAGUAAUUUUCUAGUGGUGGCCAUUGCCAAGAAUUUUGGUACCAUUUGUAAAGCCCUUAAAGAUUAUUUAAGUUUUGAAGAAGUAUCUUGGUUUAUCAACAAGUAUACAGAUUUACUGAAAAUUGAUUGCAAAACUGAGUUUAGUACUAAUGAUCAUACCAUUUGUGAUAAGCCAUAUUUGACUAUUCAAAAACUCUGUGCUAUCAAUCUAACAGAAAUCAUUCAUUUAAGUUCAUCAGAUAAGGGUAGUACAACCUUGUUAAUUUAUCUUAUCAAUCACUUGGUUGAUUUGAUUUCGGAAGAUUAUGUAGAGAUAAGAAUAGCUUUGGUUGGUAUUAUCAAAGAAGUUUUGAUAUCCUUAAACGAUAAAGUGGUAUUGAUUUCUCCAGUGCUAAUGAAAAUGUUAUCUGAGAGAGAUAUAAAAGUUUUAAAAGUAAUGAUUCCUAAUUUAAGCUUUAUGAUUACAAAAAUGAAAUAUCAAGAACAAGUUUUAAAAUCACUGAUGCUCUUAGAAGAAUAUUUAUUUGCCCAGUACAAUUGGAGAUUGUAUGUAGAGUUCUUGCACCAAGUAAUGGUUUUACCCACAUGUUACACAUCUGAUCAAGUAUUUUAUGUUGGAAAAGUAAUGCUCAAUCGAUUGGAAUGUGUUAGGCAAAAACCAAUUAAAGAAGCCGUUUGCACAUUGUUGUUGACAAUUUUACGUUAUAAUUUAGAUGAUAGUCAAAGAACACUACUACGUGAACAUCUCAUUAAUCGUACUGUUCAAAAUCCAAAUUUCUAUAAAAGGUCAUUUUACAUAUUUAUUUGUCAAGAAGCUUUGAAUAUAUUUUCUACAGCUUAUUUUAAAAGACAUUUUUUCUUGCCUUUACUAACUUUAGCAGAUGAUAAGGUCGCAAAUAUUAGAUAUAGUUUAUGUAAUAUGAUGUCCAGCAUAGUAAAUAUAUUAAAUGUUUCGAACGAAAAACUUUUGGUUGAUAAAUUGAUUGAUGCUAUAAACAAACUUUUAAUUGAUGGAGAUCGCACUGUCCAAGAACAACGCCCACUUUUAGAAUAUUGUAAUACUACUAUUAGUCAUAUUAUACAGGGUAAGAGAAUGUCCGAAUAUAUAGAAACUGAUGAAGAUAUAAUCAAAUUUAAUGAAGAAUCUCGUUUAUUGCUUUUGAAAUCAUCUGAACGUAUUCAACUGGACAAUGGUGGUGUGUUCUUAAGAAGUUUGAUUGAAGAAAAGAUGUUUUCUAGCCAAAUAGAUGAUUGUUCAAGAACUCCAAAUGAAGAUGAAAAAGUUACUGUGAUUGGUAAAAAGUCAUUUAUGUUGGAAUCUGAGUUCAUCAAAGACACUGGUGUUUCCAUUAAUAAAAUGAUGGAACAUUCGUCAAAAAUACCUACACCUGUACAUCAAAUAGUUAUUGACCCACAAAAUAGUAGAUCACUUAAAGAGCAAAAGAUAUCUUAUUUGCCAGUAAAAAAAGAUAGAACACUCUCACCUGCAUACCGAUCACAAAAGAGACAUGAAAAUAGUGAACAUGUGGUAACUCGCUCAACAAAUAUUGCUAAGAGAAAUAUCAAUUUUCGUGGGAAAAGACUUAGUGUACCUACGAUGUCCUGCAUCAAUGUUGAUAUAAAAAAAGAUGCAAAUGGUAACCUUUUAAAGUUUGCAACAAAAAGACCGCAAUCUUGUUAUGUAGAUGGAAAUCAAAUUGUCUUGUCAGAAAUAAAAACUGAAAAAUCGUUGUCUGACGAAUCAUUAGAUAAAACUUCUAAAAAUAAACCUUUGAGUCGUCUUCCAAUAAGAAAAUCACAAGGUAAAUAAAAUAUACAGUUUUCCAUUAAGUUAUGAAACGAAACCAAUGAUCUUAUGCCAAAUUGAAAUUUUUUAACUGUGAUAAAUUCAGUAUACGCACAAUAUAUUGUAUGUACAAACAGUUUUAAUUUUAAGUAUAUAUUUUAGCUUUAAAUUACCUUACAUAUCUUAAAUUAGGUGAAUCUAAGUAUAAUAUUACCGUUUACAGUAUUUAAAACAUUUAGAUGAGUUAAUAUAUUCUUAGUUAAUUUAAAAGUGUAAUGUUUUCAUGGGAGUAGCUCAAAUUACUUUCUUGUUUUCUAUUUUGAUUCUGAUGUUUUAAAUGUAUAAGCAUAAUAAAGCUAAAGUUAUAUUUUUGUAAAAGUAUGUCUGUAAUUAACUAUUAAUAAGUCUAACAACUAAUACAACAACCAACAUUAUACAAAUCUAAUUUAAAAAAAAUAUAUUUUAAACAAAAAACAAAUAGAAAUCAAGCAAGGUUUAAAAUAAGAUAUUGAAAAUAUUUAUAAAUCAGUUUAUAACCAGCUGACAAGACCUUGGUUUUUUUAAUUUUGUAACAAUGAAAUUGUGACCAUUAUCCAUAGCUUUAAAACUAUUUAAAAAAAAUUUAAAUAAAUACUUGUUUAACCAAUAUUUCAUGACUGACCAUGGUUAUUAUAUGUAAUAUGGGCCAUUAGAUUGUUAAAAUUUGUAUUUUAAAUUUCUGGCAUUAGUCUUUAUUAUUACAGUGUUGGAUAAUAAAAAACCUAGACUUUGCCUGGCUGGUUAUUGAUCAAUUAUAUUACUAUGUACUGAAUAUUAAUGUUUAAAUUUCAAUAAGACUCUGAGUCUGUAUUAAAUAAAUAUAUUA
Molecule: messenger RNA, 3886 nt
Organism: Melanaphis sacchari
Lineage: Eukaryota; Metazoa; Arthropoda; Insecta; Hemiptera; Aphididae
Product: serine/threonine-protein phosphatase 4 regulatory subunit 4-like
Exons: 16
Coding region: 589-3045 (818 amino acids)
Cellular component (GO): protein serine/threonine phosphatase complex; cytosol
Molecular function (GO): protein phosphatase regulator activity
Source: RefSeq, a predicted model, not a curated record